Planococcus citri (citrus mealybug) is the source of this 3050-nucleotide messenger RNA. RefSeq lists its product as uncharacterized. NCBI's taxonomy places the organism in Eukaryota, Metazoa, Arthropoda, Insecta, Hemiptera, Pseudococcidae. The coding region runs from base 2220 to 3044 and encodes 274 amino acids. The record is from RefSeq and is a predicted model, not a curated record. The transcript has 5 exons.
ACACCAAAAUCACGUUUUGACAAGUUCAACGAAGUAAAAUCUCAGAAUUUGGCCCAAAAAAGCUCAAUUUUGAAAGUUACAGGAAAAAUCUGAUGAAAAAUUAUCGACCACUUGCUAGUGUGGCUCAAAUGUAAAUUCUUCAAUUAAUUUGAAAAAAUGUGCUUCAACACCUUUUUUAGGGGUGCCUAAAGUGGGGGGCUCUAAAAAAAGGGUUCAAAAUUACGAAUAUACAGGGAGCUUAAUUAAACUUUUUCAUCAAGAUAAUUGAAUAUAUACCUCAAAACGUUACGUUUGGCCCAAAUCGUAGGUUUCUAGUUUUCCAGGGGUUCCCAAAAUAUCGAAAUUGCAAAAAAAUGGAAAACUGGAUUUUUGAGUACCAGCGGAAAAUUUUAUUGAGCUCAAAAUUUGGUAGGAUGAAGGUCUUUCAGAUAUCUACUAAUAAACUGUAAAAAGCUUUUUAGCGGGGCUCAAAGGAGGGGUAGGUUUAAAAUGGUGGUUCCAAAAUUUUCCAAAAAUCAAAACCCCCCAAUUUCUACCCCCGAGGGUCGAAAAUAGGAAAAUCACCUCGUAUAACGUUUAUCGAGUUCAAACAGAUAUGCAUUUUACGCUGAAAAAGGUUUUGAAAAUAAUACCUACUCAGUGGUUCCUAAAAUUCUUUUUGUAAUCACAACUUUGGGAAUCCCUGGAGACCAAAAAAUGGUAAUUUUGGGUUAACCAACCACCGAUUCGUAUUUUGGGUAUUUAUUACAACAUUUUAAGAGUGGUCUAGUCGCGUCGAUAACUGUCAGGGGGCCAAAAAAUGGCCUUAUCGGGGCUCCUCCUUUUUAAAGGAAAUUCCAAAUCAUUUUUGGGCUACUAUAAUGAAUAAUCUAACAAAAAGUUCUACUUUUUUCUAAAAUUUUCAUUUUCUUGCAAUCUUGCUCUUGUUUUUCAUUUUUUUUUAAACUAAAAUUCUCAUUUUUUAGUAUUUUUAUCAGAAGAAUCAACCAAAUGUCUUGUCUUUUUUUUAAGAUUUUGGCCAAAACUGAAAUUUUGACUAAAUUUUUGACCUAGAAAAUUUUAUUUUAAUGCAAUUUUUCGAUUCGAGGAAAGAAGCAAUGUUGUGAAACUGCACAUCUCAAAACGAAAUUUAAGGAGAGCUGCUAGAAUAAAAUGAAUUUAAAACUUGAGAUUUUCAAUUUCUGUAAUGAACUGUUCACCUCAUAAAAUUCAAAUUGCGCCUGAAAAAAAGUUCAGAAGUGAGUAUUUUUCAAAAAUUUUGAGAACCAGUUUUAAAAAAUCUUUAGAAAAAAAUUCACACAGCUCACGAAGCUGCCAGAAAUUCGAAAAUAUAUGGCCACUUCGUAUUAUAAUAAUGUUGUUAAUAAACACUUUUCGGAAUCAUUAUUUUGUUUUGUUUUUAUACCUACUUUCCAAAACAAAGUGCAAGUGUCGAUCUAACACCACAUUACCUGAAUAGAAAUUGUAUUCGUACAUUUUUCUUUUUUUCUAUAACGUGUCGGGGAGCUUCCAAAUGUUGAGAAAUCUUGCCCUCGUCGAAAUUAAUAAACCGUAUUUCAGCGUUCGAUCGUGUUUUUUGAUCAUAUUAUUACCAUUUUCGGCUCAACAUGAACAUCAUGAACAUGAACAUGAACAACACCACCAUCCAAUAACAAUGUCAGAAGUUUUACAUAUAGAAGAUAAAGUUCGAGUAUGCGUAAGGAUGGCAGAGAACGAAGUUUACGAACCGGUAAAAUUAAUAUUUUUUGUUAAUUUAUGUUGGUAGGUAAAUAGAGGUACCUAACCUACCUAGAUCUGCUUUUCAACUUUGAUAAAAGUUACAAAAUGUUAACAGGCUUUCGAACCGUACCCGGAUUCCUGCCAAGGAUGGGUAUGUUGGCAUUCUCAACUAAAAGUAUCUAACAAAAUGAGAAUUCUACGAGUAAUGAAUGUUUUUCGCAACGACGUGGCUAAACAUUUGAAAAUCAGCAAUAUGCACAAGUUGUCGUGGCACUGGGCGCUCGAACAAGAAGCUUUACGAGCUGCAAAAGGAUGCAACCGUCGUUACCUGGAAACAUACGAAGACCUGAGAAAUAUCGAAGGAUUAGGUAUAUUUGAACAACGUUUCGCCCAAUAGUCAAUUUUAAUAUACAAUAUUGCGCAUUAAAAGGUGUCUAAAGUGGAAGAUAUCCUCAUCAGGAUCAUCGUUACGUUGCGAAAAUGGCUGCUUAACCAAAACCAUGACUCAGAACCCGUCGCAAAAGUUCUUCGUGAAUGUUCUGAUCGAUCUACUACGGAACAACUCUUUGCAAGAUUUCAAUUUAGAUGGUACAUUUAGACGAGCUAACGCCAUGUUUUUGGGAUGUGCUUUAACUGUUCGCAAUACGAUAACUGAGAAUAAUGUUUACGCAGAUAUAUACCAUUUCGUCUGCGUAUUCUGCACCAAGGACAGUGAAAUGAGAACUGCUUACAGUACGAAAGAAAACGAUUCCGAUUGUCCACCUACAUCAUUUCGUGGAGCAGAGAAAUUACUUCCUGAACUAUGCGCAGUAAAAGGACGCCACAGUUUCCUUAUGUGUGUACCAUACAACAUAUGUCAUUGGGAAAAAACAAACAGACCGGUAUACUGGCAGACGAGAGAUCCUGGAACUGUAAUCGAAUUAACAAUGGUCGAAACGAACACCGGACCAGUUCUCCUCGUAAAGGAAGAGCACAUCGGAUCUUAUAACAAGGAGGGAAAGCCAAGCUAUUACAAUAUGACACAUUAUCUCGAUAGAAAUGGCUCAUACUUGAAAGACUUGAUGUUUUAUCCGCAACUGCCAAAGUACGUUUACGAUCAUUCUCCUAAACAUUUGCAGAAAUUAUCUGAUACAUUAAGUAAUUUAACUAAAGGCGCAUUAACCGCAAUAAGCCCAGUCAUAAGUGAACCGGCCGUGGUUUAUAUACCAAAUGAAGCUAUAGAAGGAACGGAAGAUGCGUGGUGUUGUACCUAUGUACUUAUUUUAUCGUGUUUUCCUACUUGUGUGCUCGCUGUAUUGAUUUGUUACACUAUUAAAAAUUUUUGAAAGCUC